Messenger RNA from Capronia epimyces CBS 606.96, 1062 nucleotides. RefSeq lists its product as uncharacterized. NCBI's taxonomy places the organism in Eukaryota, Fungi, Ascomycota, Eurotiomycetes, Chaetothyriales, Herpotrichiellaceae. The record is from RefSeq and is a predicted model, not a curated record. The coding region runs from base 1 to 1062 and encodes 353 amino acids. Gene Ontology annotation, molecular function: oxidoreductase activity, acting on the CH-OH group of donors, NAD or NADP as acceptor. The transcript has 3 exons.
AUGCAGUUCUCUAUCGGGCACGUGCUCGAAUUCGUCGAUCAGACCUUCCUCAACCCAUGGGUUUCGAUAUUUGUACCUGUGGCGCUGCAGCUUUUUACAACAAGCAAACUGUCGAUUCAUCCAGAUACAAAAUCUUUUCUGGGAUACCGAUUGGGUCCUCUACCGAAUCUCCAAUCAAAAGCCCUAAAGCUCGUAUGCGCAGGUCUCAUCUUACGCAUCAAUCGCGUCCUGAGUCGUCGUGCGAUGAACAAUGGGGUGGAAGCCAAGUUUGACUGGGACAAAGAGAUCAUUCUUGUAACAGGCGCUGCUGGAGGUAUCGGGGCCGAAGCAGCACAGAAGUUUGCGAAAAGAGGAAGCAAGGUCAUAGUGCUUGAUGUGCUUCCACUGACUUACAAGGCCCCGUCCAAUCUGUUCUAUUACCAGUGUGAUAUCACGAGCUUUGACAAGGUUCAAGCGCUGGCGGGCAAGAUACGAGAAGAAGUUGGAGAUCCUACUUGCGUCGUGGCGAAUGCUGGCAUCUGUCGGGGCAAACCAAUACUGCAGGCGUCAAGCAGAGACAUUGAGCUGACCUUCUCGGUCAACAACCUUGGUAUCCUAUGGAUAGCAAAGGCUUUUCUUCCCUCCAUGGCGGAGCACAACCACGGUCACUUCCUGAUUACAGCUUCUCAGGCCGGAUAUGUUACCACCUCUGGAGUUGUCGACUAUGGUGCCACUAAAGCAGCAGCUGUUGCUAUAUUCGAAGGACUACAGACUGAACUCAAACACGUGUACAAAGCCCCGGCUGUACGUGUUUCGGUCAUCAACCCUUCGGCCGUCAAGACCAAGAUGUUCGAUGGCCUCAAGGCCCCCUCGAACUUUAUCAUGCCAAGAUUGAGUCCGGCAGAUGUUGGUGAACGGAUUUGCGAGAUUGUAUGGAGUGGAAGGGCCCAGAACGUCAUGAUUCCCGCCUUUUCUUAUAUUGCCGCCCCAGCAAGGUGCUUGCCGGAUUGGGUACGUGUUGGAUUCCAGGAUGGAGGUGCUGAUGCAAUGACGGAGUUGAGGCCUCACCAACCACUGAAGUGA